AUGUUUGAUGGGUCCCCUGACAUGUGCAGGGGGUUUCUGGAGAAGUGUGUCCUGUAUUGUGCACUCAUGGGGAUCCAUGGGGACCGGGAGCAAGUGGACUUUAUCAGUGAUGCUUCCUUGCUGCUGCCUGCCACUCCUCAUUCCAAUCCUGUAGCUGCAGCACUUGGUCCUGCUCCUGUUUUUGGUCCCUUGGAUUCCCAAGAGCCAUCUUCUGAAAAGCCUAAUAAAGAGAAGCGUGGCUCACAAAGACAUCAGACCUCCCCGCCAGCCAGCGCCAUGGAGGCCCUGCCGCCCAGCGCCCCAGCCAACGUCUUGCCUGUUCCUGAAUCUGAGCCUGUGUCUGAUCUGUCUGUUCCUGAGUCUGCUCAAAUGCCCCAGUCUGAUCCCGAGCCCGCUCCAGAGCCCCAUCUCCAGCCCGCUCAACUGCCCCAGUCUGCUCCAGCGUCUGUGCCUGAUGUGCCGGAUCCCAAGCCCGCUCCAGUGUCAGCCGCCCCAGUUGAUCUUCAACCAACUCCUUGA
This is a messenger RNA of Chanos chanos (milkfish), 519 nucleotides long. RefSeq names its product predicted GPI-anchored protein 58. The transcript has 2 exons. Bases 1 to 519 code for a protein of 172 amino acids. NCBI's taxonomy places the organism in Eukaryota, Metazoa, Chordata, Actinopteri, Gonorynchiformes, Chanidae. The record is from RefSeq and is a predicted model, not a curated record.